AUGUUCUAUUUUCAUUUGGCCAGGAAACAACGACGAGAUGAGCUGCUUCAACAGCAGCAACGACAAAGUGGUCAACAGCAUCCAUCAGUCGGUAGUAUUCGUUCGGAACGUGUAGAACGAUGUAAAAGUUGUUGUAAAUCUGUAACAACAUUUAUAUUUUCACGUGUUGGACUUUGUUUACUUGUCGUGGCAUAUGCAUUUGGUGGUGGUGUUGUAUUUCAAUUACUUGAAGGACCACAUGAAGGUGAAGUUAGUCAAGGUGUUCAUCGACGUUUAAAUAUAACAGUUGAAAGAUUAUUUAAUACUAGUGAACAAUCAAAAGUUUUAGAAGUCAAAAAUUGGACAGCAAUGGCUCGACAAAUACUUGAAGAAUAUCAACUAGAAUUAGUUCGUCAAACAAAACGUGGUUAUCAAGGUGAACGUCUUGAUGAUGAUAACAAACAAUGGAAUUUUCCAGGUGCAAUUCUUUAUGCAAUUACAGUUAUUACAACAAUUGGUUAUGGACACAUUACUUGGUAUGAAAAUGUGUUGUUGACUUCUGAUUGA
Messenger RNA from Rotaria sp. Silwood2, 546 nucleotides. The record is from the annotation of a GenBank genome assembly. Lineage: Eukaryota; Metazoa; Rotifera; Eurotatoria; Philodinida; Philodinidae.